AGCGGAAGAGAACGCGGCGGUGUGACAGAGUUAUUAAUAAUAAUGAGUUUAAUAAAAAGAUCAGAUGAUCGGGUUUAAUCUCUGUCAGGAUGCCGCUGUUGACUCGGAAUAAGCGAAUAGAGCGCGUGAGCUCAGCUGCGGAGCUCUUCAGCAAACACCCGCAUCUGAAGGAAAGUGCUCAGCAGUUUGUGUCCAGAAGUCCAGAGUCUGUGGACCCUAAACAGCUCCUGUAUGUCCAGCAGCGGGAGUUUGCGGUGACCACACCAGCGGACAAUUCGGUCUCUAUCCUGGGAUCCGAUGACGCCACGACAUGCCACUUAGUCGUGCUUCGACACACAGCACAUGGACUGAAGUUCCUCUGAUAGUCAGUGCCGUCACUUCUAGAAGCAGCCCAGCAAAAGAGGGCAGGUGC
Messenger RNA from Sinocyclocheilus anshuiensis, 412 nucleotides. RefSeq names its product protein N-terminal asparagine amidohydrolase-like. The record is from RefSeq and is a predicted model, not a curated record. Gene Ontology annotation, molecular function: protein-N-terminal asparagine amidohydrolase activity. Gene Ontology annotation, cellular component: nucleus. The transcript has 4 exons. The coding region runs from base 90 to 362 and encodes 90 amino acids. Gene Ontology annotation, biological process: ubiquitin-dependent protein catabolic process. Lineage: Eukaryota; Metazoa; Chordata; Actinopteri; Cypriniformes; Cyprinidae.